AUGGGUCGUGUCAGAAAGCCAGGAGCAGCUUUAUGCUUUCAAGUGGGUGUUCUCUACCCAUGGCACAAUGAAAUUGAUAAGAGUCAACAUGAUUUGGCUGAAAAGGUAGAUAAAUUGACUCUAAAUUCAAUUGGAAUGCCAGCAACAUCCUCUUCAUUGAGGUUAUCUGUAACACCACCAUCUCAAAGUGGAAUAAUCUCAGAAGGAGGUGGAGGAGGAGGAGGAGCUACAAUCCAGCCAGCUGUUCGAGUUGGACAAGGAUCUCCAGUACUAUUGGAUUCCCAAUUAAAAAGACCACCAACCAAUAUUUAA
This is a messenger RNA of Cavenderia fasciculata, 312 nucleotides long. RefSeq lists its product as uncharacterized. The record is from RefSeq and is a predicted model, not a curated record. The coding region runs from base 1 to 312 and encodes 103 amino acids. Lineage: Eukaryota; Evosea; Eumycetozoa; Acytosteliales; Cavenderiaceae. The transcript has 2 exons.